Molecule: messenger RNA, 1471 nt
Organism: Alosa sapidissima (American shad)
Lineage: Eukaryota; Metazoa; Chordata; Actinopteri; Clupeiformes; Clupeidae
Product: serum amyloid P-component-like
Exons: 4
Coding region: 44-964 (306 amino acids)
Source: RefSeq, a predicted model, not a curated record
GAGAUCUGUCUAGGAGUCAGUUGACAGCGAGGACGCAUGAACAAUGGCUCUCUCUCUGGCCUCCAUGUUAUGGUUGGUGCUCAUACUAGCGGCCUCCUCCAGCAACAGCACCCCUACUGCCACUACUUGGCCUACUGCUACUACUUGGCCUACCUCUAAUAUGACAGAUUGGAGAUGGACAUCCUCACAGUCGUGGUACUGGACAUCAAGCCCUUCCCCAGGUCGAGACCUGACUGGCCGCAUGUUCAGUGUGAUGUCUGGGAGUGUAGUCACAUUCCGCGGCUUCCCCCGUUACCAAGACACCCGGGCGUUCACUGUCUGCCUGCGCAUCAUCAGUGAAUCUGUGCCCGGUACGGCCCUUUUCACCAUGACCAUGAGCAACAGCGCCACCCUGACCGUGAGGUCGACAGCCGACUCGGGGUACGAGCUGACGGUGGGCCAGGCGUCCAAGACACUCUACCCCGUAGCGGAGCUGCCCUUGUUUGGGAAGCUCUAUCCCUGGACCAGCCUGUGUGCCACCUGGGACUCUGCCACAGGCAUGACCCAGAUGUGGAAGGACGGGAAGAUGAGUGUCAGGAAAGGCAUGUGGAGGAGUCAGUCGUUCUAUGGCCCACCUGCAAUGACCCUGUCAGGGUUCGAAGGUCAGGUGACUGACAUUCACGUCUGGGACAAGGCCCUCCCCCUCUCCAGCCUGCGCUCCUACAACCAGGGCUGGGGCUAUCCCUCUGGAAACCUGCUGAGCUGGCGAGAGGCUAGCUACACCUCCCAGGGCUACGCGGUCCUGGAGGAUGCCUAUAGCAGUCAGGUGGCGCUUGGAAAAGAAGAUCGCACUGGGAAGCCGCAGAGGAGGCACUGGAAGAAGCAUGGGAAGCUGGGAUAUGUAGUCCAGGAGGGGCCGGAGAGUGGACAACGUUGUCUGGGUCUGCGGAAGCGCUGUGGGAAGAGUCAGGAGCUGCUGGAGUGAGGAGCACUGCAGGAUCUGGAAGCUUCCGCAGUCAUAUUUAAUCAGUCAAUUUAGCAAUUAUUCAACUACGGUGCUGUCAAAUUCACCAUUUAUACUUUACAUUGAUUAUGUAUUGUAUCAAUUAUAUUUAACUUGCUUUUGAUAAUCUCAAUGUUAAAUCGAACCACGUUGAUAAGCUCUUUGGGUUGCACUCUGUGCAUAUAAAAAUGUGUUAUAUAGAUAAAUGUGACUUGACUUAUCUUAACUAAAUCACUGUGAUAGUAUUCAAGUAAAAAAUAAAACUCUGCUUGUCCUGCUAGGUUGUUUUUUCUGUCAUUAUGUAAGGACUUUCACAACACUUUCACACUAGAGCGUGUUAGGAAGAAAGAGGACAUAUAUGGCUGUAUAAUGUGUGCAUGUAUGGAUGGUGUUUAUUUACCCCUCCUUGUACUACUGCACCUGUGGCACAAGAAUUUUGCCGUAUUGCAAAGUAUAUGCAACAAUAAAAACUUCAAACUUGUAACUAGA